Messenger RNA from Nomascus leucogenys (northern white-cheeked gibbon), 773 nucleotides. It is a transcript of the gene ACSM1, whose product is annotated as acyl-coenzyme A synthetase ACSM1, mitochondrial. Gene Ontology annotation, cellular component: mitochondrial matrix. Gene Ontology annotation, biological process: fatty acid biosynthetic process; acyl-CoA metabolic process. Gene Ontology annotation, molecular function: fatty acid ligase activity; fatty-acyl-CoA synthase activity. The record is from RefSeq and is a predicted model, not a curated record. Lineage: Eukaryota; Metazoa; Chordata; Mammalia; Primates; Hylobatidae.
UCCUGCGGAUCACCUGAUCAGAGAGAACUGAACCUACAAAAGAGAGCUCAACCUCCUUUUCCAUACCUACCCGGGACCUAGCUCAGCUGUGUCCUAAACAGUACCAGGCAGGUGGUGACUUGAGAACUCUGUGCCCGGUUUCUGGGGACUGUUUCACCAUGCAGUGGCUGAUGAGGUUCCGGACCCUCUGGGGCAUCCACAAAUCCUUCCACAACAUCCAUCCUGUCCCUUUGCAGCUGUGCUGCCGGUCUUUAUCAGAAGUUGGAGCCCCAAGAUGGAAUAACUAUGAAGUACUGGAGGAAUUUAACUUUGCAAGUGAUGUACUGAACUACUGGGCUCAAAUGGAGAAGGAGGGCAAGAGAGGUCCAAAUCCAGCCUUUUGGUGGGUGAAUGGCCAAGGAGAUGAAGUAAAGUGGAGCUUCAGAGAGAUGGGAGACCUAACCCGCCGCGUAGCCAACGUCUUCACACAGACCUGUGGCCUGCAACAGGGAGACCGUCUGGCCUUGAUUCUGCCUCAAGUGCCUGAGUGGUGGCUGGUGGCUGUGGGCUGCCUGCGAACAGGGAUCAUCUUCAUUCCUGGGACCAUCCUGUUGAAGGCCAAAGACAUUCUCUAUCGACUACAGAUGUCUGAAGCCAAGGGCAUUGUGACCAUAGAUACCCUUGCCUCAGAGGUGGACUCCAUAGCUUCUGAGUGCCUCUCUCUGAAAACCAAGCUCCUGGUGUCUGAUCACAGCCGUGAAGGGUGGCUGGACUUCCGAUCGCUGGUUAAGUGA